AACGUUAUUAUAAUUAUAUUAUAUUUAUCAUUUUGUAGUAGUAGAACAAGAAUAAUUCUUUGUUAUUAUGAUUGUGAUUGACUCAUUGACCUUGUGGAGGAGGUUCUUCUGGGCAGACAGUGGAGGAGGAGGAGGAGGAGUAGACACGGACGGAGGCAAGAGGGUGGGGGGUUGUUUCUGAGCUCAGGAUUAGAGAACAGUCCCAGCGCGAUGACAGCAUCCAGCACAUAGCCGAGCCCCCUCCUCCUCCUCCACCUCCUCCCACACACACACACACCAUCACACAUCAGCACCACCAUCCGGGAGGACGCCGCGGACACAAACGUGAGAGACAACCUUCCACCCGGUCUGAUCCGCUGGACUCAUCGUGUUUUCAGGGAGGAGGGUGGGCAGCCCUCCCUGACUCCCGUCCGCCCGUCUCCUCCUCACUCCACGAGGUGGCCGCACCAGAUUGGGAUUGGCCCUGAUGAUCGCAAAGACCCCCCUUCCACCCCUUUUCAGCCAAUCGCGGAGGGGUCGCAGAGCUGAUGUCUCAGAGGGCGAGAGGGUAUUUGUGUUCUGGAGUCCUGAAGAGACAAGCCACAUCACGAUAAAUGGAGGAGAAGGAGCGAUGUAGGAGCAGGUCUCCGGCUCGGAGGGCCAGUCGGGUGCAGCAGGUGGUGGGAACAAUAAUACGACGCACCCGGGAGUCGCUAAGCAGAGAGCGGUUGCUAGGUGAUGGGAGGUCGCAGCGCUCCAACAGUCUGUCCAAUCAGAACUUCCUGGCCAAGCUGACGCUGCAGAUCACCAGGGACCCGGUCCUGGACAGUAGCACUGGACAUGGCUUCACCCUCACCACAAAUCCACCCCUGCUGGUCAGGGACAUCGCCGCAGGGAGUCCUGCAGAUGGGAUACUGUUCCCUGCGGACCAGGUACUGCAGAUUAAUGAUACAGUGCUGGAGGAUCUGAGCACAGAGCAGGUGGAAAGCAUCUUAAGGGACUUGGAGGAUUGUAUCACUGUGACCAUCCUGCGGUACAUGACAAAUCCCAAGUCCUCCAUCAUGUCAGCAGAGAAGAGAGCUCGUCUGAGGAGUAAUCCAGUUAAAGUGCGCUUUGCGGAGGAGGUGGUGGUCAACGGGCACACUCAGGGAAACUCUCUUCUCUUCCUGCCCAAUGUCCUGAAAGUCUAUUUAGAGAACGGACAGACCAAGGCCUUCAAGUUUGAUAAUACCACCACUGUCAAAGACAUUGUUCUGACCCUGAAGGAUAAACUGUCCCUCCGGGCCAUCGAGUACUUCGCCCUGGUGCUAGAGCAACAGUACAGCAUCAACAAACUGCUGCUGCUGCACGAAGACGAGCUCAUGCAGAAGGUGGUGCAGAAAAAGGACUCCCAUGAUUACCGAUGUUUGUUCAGGGUGUGUUUCAUCCCCAAAGACCCUAUGGACAUGCUGCAGGACGACUCGUCUACCUUUGAGUACCUCUUUUUACAGAGUGUCGGGGACGUGUUGCAGGAGCGUUUCGCAGUAGAGAUGAAGUGUAACACUGCACUGCGCCUGGCAGCGCUGCACAUGCACGAGAGACUGGAUAGCUGCGGACAGACCAGGACCUCUAUCAAGAGUAUCACGAAGGAGUUCGGCCUGGACAGCUUCAUCUCUCCCACGCUGCUGAGCAACAUGAGGGAGAAGGACCUGAGGAAAGCAAUCAGUUACCACCUCAAGAAGAUCCAGUCCCUGCUAGAGCCACGGCACAAGGUAAUAUCUUCUACUCAGGCUCGAGUGGCCUACCUCACUCAGCUGGGAGAGCUGAUUUCAUACGGAGGGCGAUCAUACUCGGCUACAAUGAUGCUACAAGACAGGGAGGUGGCUGUCAGCCUGCUGGUCGGAGCCAAGUACGGGAUGAGUCAGAUCAUCAACCACAAGCUCAACGUGAUCUCCACACUGGUCGAGUUCAGCAGCAUCAGCCGAGUGGAGUUGCUCUCGGAGUCGGACAAAGUCAGCCUGCUGCGCAUCUCACUGCACGACAUGAAGCCAUUUGCCUUACUGAUGGACUCUCUGGCAGCCAAAGACUUAGGGUGUCUGCUGGGAGGCUACUGCAAACUCCUGGUGGAUCCCAGUGUCAAUGUCUUCCGUCUGGGGCGCCCAAAAGUGAGGGUGCACCGGAUUCCUGCUGAAGAAGGUUAUGUGUCUCGCUGCUGUAGUGACUCGGACGACUCGACAGAUGACGACGACCCAAUGGAUUCACAGAAUUACAAACGUCCAGACCCUGCAAGUCAGGACUGGGAAGAAAGAAGGAGAGAGGAGGAAGAAAAGAGGAGAGAGGAAGAACGGAAAGAGAGAGAGGAGUACAAAGGCAAACAGGAAGUGAAAAUAAUAGUGACAAUAGAAGCUAAAGAAAAUGAGGGUGAAGAGGAGGGAGGAGCAAUAGGAAAUGCAAUGCGUACAUUUAGUGUUAUGGAUGAGGAAAUGAACCCGGAGACCCCCUGGUAUCACACUGAUCCACGGGUCACCAGCAGUUUCUCCAGCUUGUCCAGCAACUCCUUGAGUGCCGCACUGGAGGAGAGUAGCACCGCAGCUAAAGCCCCGUCUCGCACAGAUACACUUCGUGGACAACGCACGGUCGAGGACCUACCCAGCUUGGACGUUCACCACCCCUUCCUCCUAGAGCCAAAACGCCAACAGGGCCCUCUGCGACCCACCAACCUCAAUUAUCGGGGCAAUGACAACUCUUGCCUUUGCUUCGCUGAUCUCUCCAAGGCCGAUUUCCUGCCAAGCCCGCCGGAGGCCACCAGCGACGAUGAGGAUGAUGAUGAGGAGGAGGACGAAGAGCGGGGAGUGGAAGAACUCAGACGGAUCUCAAAGAUUCCUAGCUCAAGAGAUUUGAGAAUGAUUGACAGUAUACCCUUUGAAAGAUCCCCAAUUAGAAGAAAGAAAAAGACACCGCCGAAAGUCCCACUAAGGACAAGUUCAAUUCCCGGGCACAAAGCAGGAGAGGCUGAGCAGCGUCUCUCCAAGGACGAAGACAGUCUAUUCCUGACACCUUCACCAAACCCUAAGCCAGCUCUUUUGGUCAAAGACGCUGUCUCAGAAUCUGAGGAUGAGUUUUUUGAUGCACAGGACAGAUUUACUCCCCCAGUUCCUGAUUUAUCAGAUGCUGAGCUGGCCGACCGGCAAAAUGCUAAUCGGUUGAGUGGAACCUGGAAUGGUGUUCCAACUGCCCCAGGGAAAGAGCCUUCCUCCCCCCUUACCAAUAAAACCCUAACCUCUAAGAUAAAGAAGGAAGUGGAGGCACUAAAAAGGCCCACAAAUCAGCUUACCAACCAACGUCCCAGUCCACCAAAGUCAUCACAGAAACCCGAAGUUAAAGUCAAACCACCUUUGGCACCCAAGCCCCAGCUGCCUCCCAAACCUCAGAUCAUUCCUCCCAAGUCGCCCAAGCAUGGGAGAUCGUAUGCCCACUGCAACGGGGAUGCCUCUGGACGUCUGUCCUCUGAACUCCUGGAAAUGGAGCCAGACACCAUGGAGUUCAAGUCUGUCACAUCUGGGGCAGGCGGACUGCCUCUGUCAUCACCUUUGAUCACAGCAGUGAGGUGCAGCAAGCAACCUCCAGCGAUCACGACGCCACACACUGAGGAAAAGACAAAGAGGCAAGAAAACUGCUUAAAACAGAAUAACGAUGUGACACAUGAAAAUGGCGCUCAUGUCAUUUACAAAAACAGAGCAAACACUCCUGAUAAAAAGGAAACGCCAAAAGUUGAGAUUCAAACGAAUGGGACUUCCCUAUCCUCAAAGAAACCACUAGACUUACCCCCUAUCCUUCUUUCUAAUUCAGGCCCAAAGCUAGCUAUCCCCCCUCCAGUGCCCCCAAAACCCACAUCUCCCACUAAUCUCCACCCUUUGUCACUACCUGCUAGCUCUCCGGUCUCCCCAACUGAUCCAAGCAAAGGGAUCUUCAAGGAUAGCAUAAAUACGCCAAAUGGAAUCCAUCCCUGGAGCAGCCGCAACGGCACCAUCCAGUCAGGACCCCGGAGGGUCUCUCUGAGCCAUGAGAGCCUUUCACCCAAAAACACAGAUGCACAAGUCACCCUUACCACAUCCCUUACCUCAACUAACUCCAAUGAUGUCCGGGGCCUAGAAAGCAGAGAACAUGGAAGAUGUGGAUCAGGAUCGGACCUGAGGACCAGCUCCUCCAGCCUGGGGGGCAGGCUGCCAGCCUCUGCCCUGAGAGGGAGAAUCCAGUCUCUGCCUUGGUACAUGACCCGUUCACAGGAGAUUUUGGGAACUCUGGACUAUCCCUCCACGAGCUCCAUCAAUGGAGACACAUCUGGAUUUGGCUCUGGUUUGUCUGUCGCCAGUGGUUUAUCAGAUUUAAACAGAACCCCUGUCAAGCAAAAAGAGACUGUUGCCUAUAAAUCAGGAGGGAAAGGGACCGUUUUAGAGGACGGAGCUGAGGUUGUCAUCGCCACCAUCAAGGAGGCCCAGGAUGUGACAUCACAUAUGAAAAGGGCCAAUGGAACAAAUGGCUCACACCCUAAUCUCACUAUUAAAGAGAAUAUUACGCACAGCGGCAGUGUCUCAUCAGAGCAGCCUCAAUCACGGUCCCACUCAGCAGUAGGAUUGGGAGGUGUGUCCAGCAUGCAAAUUGGCGGAGACUCACCAACCUCCUCGCUCGCAGACAGCACUCCACCAGAGCAGCAGCGGGAGGCUUGUGGCUGCCGCACCGUUUACGCCAACUGUUUCAGCGGAGACACAGAGGACGGUGUCAGUUUUGACGAGGAACUCACCGUUUACGAAUUCUCCCGCCGCACUCGACCCAAACCGGCCCCGCCGGCACCUGUCCCUUCUCCUCCGAUACCUUCUCCAAAACCCAAUAUUUUGUCUCUGCUGAAAGACAACCCACGACCACUCUCUACUUUCUCCACUGCCUCGUCUGAACUCAGUCCCUUAGUGUCCCGACCAGUUUCCCCCACAAACUCUUUUGGCGGUCCUCUUCGAUCGCUCACCAACAAGAAUUAUGGCGGACUGAAGGGGGGGUUUGCCUCCCUACGUCAAGAUAUAGAACAACUUCUGCUGGUGCUAGAGAGCGGAGAGCAGCCACAACAAACAUUAUAUCAAGACUCAAAGCAGGAUAUGAAAGUAGGGCCUGACCUAAAUCAUAAUGGGACGGAAGACAGCGCUACCACAGCAGCAGUCUCAAGCUGUACCGGGACCGGCUCUGUCACCAUGACGGAGGCUGAAAGGACUCUUCUCCAGGCAGAAGCUCGGCGACUGGCAUCUGGGUGCCAGCGGGCCACGCGUGUCGGCUGGGCUCCUGAUGAAGCCUUGCGUUCGUUAUCCAACAGCUUCAGUGCUCUGGUUCAGUUGUCUGUGGCCUGCCUGCGAACAAGCCCCUGCUCUGGCUGUGCCAUUUGCCAUAAUGCGAGUCUGGUCCACGGCGAUGAGGACGAUGACAGUCAGGAGGCCAUGGCAAAGUUAAAGGAGAUCGUGGGUCUCUACAGGGAGUUUGUCGGGGCUGUUGAGACGGCAGGGACUGGUGCUGGGGGUAAGAGUGGAGGCCACGGAGGGGCAGGACUGGGUCAGGGGGAGACUGACGGGGUGAGGCUGCUGGCCAAACGCUGCACCGUGCUCAUCUCCUCCGUAUUCGCACUCACACAGCUCUUCAGGACACACACACUAGACUCUUCGGAGACGCCCGGCCACGUACCUCUCAACUUUUGACCUGUGAACUUUUACCCACUAAUAACUGACAGGAGCAGAACGACAGCACAGAGUGAACUGGUGUGUAGCCCUGUGUUCUUGUACAGUAAGUGCCAUGCACACACCACAGCACACGGACUAACCUAUGUUACACACAACCACAUGGAAACACAAACACACACACACAAAACAAAAGAGAAAAACUGUCAUUGCUUGGACUCUUGUUGGACGCAUAUGGACUAUGCAUUUGUACAUAUGAAUUUUAUAAUUAUAUUAUAAUUAUCUUAUUUUAUGAUACAAUAUGUGUAUGUAAGGAUUGAUUACCCAUGUAUGUAUUUAUGUAUUUAUUUUUACAAUAUUUGCACCAUGAUCUGUGGCGUGCAAAAAAAAAACUAUGGAUGUCACUGGAAUUUUUAUUUUUCCUUCUCUUUGAGACAGUGUUAUUUUACCUUUUGCUGCUUUAAAGAUUUCUCCACUCCACAAGGUGUAAUCUGUAAAUUGUCAGUUUUCAAGUUUAUUACAAACAGUACGUUUUACUGACAAAAAGCAUAAAAUAUACUUUAUCGCUCUCGCGAUAUACAGAAAUGGACCGAUUUGUUUUGUAUGUGCAGGGAUGGCACCUUUUUAAAGGAUUUAGUUUUUCAAUAUUACAGUCGCAUAUAAAUUGGAUACAAAACGAUACCAUUACAAAGCAGGGAGAGCACUUUUGACUGUUACAGAUUGCACCUUUUUAUGAGACACGUACCCUUGUGUAAAGUGUUUUUUCUAACCCCUUUUGCCCUUACUCUCCUGACUGACCCUUGAGUGAAUGCUUCUUGGAAAUACCCGGACGUAUGCAGUAUUAUAACAGUAAUCUUGUUCUCAUCCAAAGGACACUACAUAUACAUUUUCUGGGAAUGUGCUGAUCGGGCCCCAGGUGACCUCUGUUCUUUAGUUUAGUUUUUGACUUGGCACAAGUGUGACUGUUAAACUCUGUCCAGAUGUAGCAAAGAUCCAAAGUCUUACAACACUGAGCCACAACUGUUCUCCACUAGACGUUCCUCUUUGGGUGCACCACCUUAUGAAUAACACACUGACAGAUGGACUGACUGCUGUGUGCUGGGGUCAGAACUUCACAUAUACAUUUAUACUGUAUCUCUGUGUCCUGUUCUGUUUCUACCUUAGUUUAUGGCUAUGCAAACAUAAAACCCUCCCCCCCCCCCCCCCCCGUAUAUACUGUAUAUUCAUUUCUUUAUUUGCUAACAUGAAAAACAACAUUAACCACAUAUGUCUGUAUGGAUAUAAUGGGUGCUUCAUUUGUUGGGAAUGUUGGCUUUUUGUCUUGUUUCUGGAGAACCAACUGCAUUAUGGAUCGUAUGCAUUCUGCAGAGUUGCAUGGCAUUACCUUUUGUCAAUAUUAGGACUCCUGUCUAUACUGAUGUCUGUGAAUUGUCUGUAAAAAAAAAAAAAGGAUUAUUUUGCUCGAUGGGUUUGCUGAUGCACAGUGUACACCAAUCAGCUCGUCCGUAUCACGAUGCCAGAUCAUCUGAUGAGCCAUCCGAUCUGAGGGACUAACCCGAGCCACCUACGACAACGGGGAAGGUAAUUAAGCCAAAUCAGCCAGCAGCGGUUUCUACAAGUGUGAUUAUGGGAUUAGCUGAAAUUAAGACUGCUUACAUUUUCAGAGGCAGCGGGUGAGGAGUUAGGUAGCAUAUUUAAUCUUCCAAAAACAUGUGCGAGGGAAAUUAUGUCUCGGUGGCUCUGACUGAAAAAAAUAAGAGGAGCUUCCAUGUGCCAUGGAGGUAUCGACCAGAAGCAGUGUCCAUCGUCGCACUAAUAUCAAGACAGACUGUGUGUCUCAGGAGCAUCUCUAGCAGUUCAUCAAACAGGCCCCGACAGUGAACAGUGCCUGUGUCACCUGUGUGUUUUGUUGCCGUAUGCUACAACGGUGUCAACAGCAUUUCAUAUUCAAAGAGGACAUUGUGUUUCUACACGUUUUCGUACCCACGUUCAAUGAAGUCGAUGUACCAAGAAUUGUAUUGUCCGGAAAUAAACUACACACUGACCUUAAUAAUG
Platichthys flesus (European flounder) is the source of this 7727-nucleotide messenger RNA. RefSeq names its product FERM and PDZ domain containing 1b (gene frmpd1b). Lineage: Eukaryota; Metazoa; Chordata; Actinopteri; Pleuronectiformes; Pleuronectidae. Bases 594 to 5693 code for a protein of 1699 amino acids. Gene Ontology annotation, molecular function: protein binding. The transcript is spliced from 17 exons. Gene Ontology annotation, cellular component: cytoskeleton. The record is from RefSeq and is a predicted model, not a curated record.